AUGCAAACAAUAUCAGAACAAUUUCUAUGUUUGUUUCACCACAAUCGGACUUCUCACAUAGUGCCGACCAUCAGACCAAAUCAGCUGCCCAAAAGCAUAAUCCUUGCUACCACCACUUUGCCUUCUAGCAUUUACUCUAACCUUAAAACCCUUCUCUUCCCCAACUUUUUCAAACCUCAACAUGUCGGGCUCGAUUUUAACCGACACUCCACGCGGGCUACGAACUCGGGCUUUGUAAAUACCCGGCGGCCCAACAUUUUUAACCUUCCUGCUCACAGUAACCGAGCCAUUGAGGUUAGGAAUUGUAAUCGAGGGGUAGUUCAAGUUGACGAGGCUGAUUGGCCGUGGACACGUGUAGGGUUCUUUAGUGAACAGCUGGAUUUGAGUUUUGUUAUAUCCGAGGGCACACAAGAAGCUCAAGUAAUCGGAUGUCGACAAGUCGUACACGAGCCCCGGGUCCAUGGCUCGGUUGGGCUGAACGUGGCCUGCUCCGUAAUUGAAAGGGUAGCAUUAGAAGAUACCUUUAGAAUCUCAGGUGUAAUGGUAUUUGGUCCUACGGAGGAAAAAGCCGCCAUGAAAGGAGCAGGCUUCGUGCCUAAUUGA
Messenger RNA from Striga asiatica, 603 nucleotides. The record is from the annotation of a GenBank genome assembly. Lineage: Eukaryota; Viridiplantae; Streptophyta; Magnoliopsida; Lamiales; Orobanchaceae.